CGCAAACAUAACCUAAAAAUUUAUGAAAUAUUUUUGAUAACCAUCGGCGUCUAUACUUUAAAAAUGGCUAAUGGUGGUGAAGACUUGAGAAAUGAGGUUCAAAGCCUUUCUUCUCUGUUUAAAGACGGCUUGGAUAACUAUAAUAGUAUAAUGAACAAUGAUCAGCCUACGAAUAACCCUGAUGUACAGAUGAAUAUCAAGAAAACUAUGAAGACAUUCGAACAAGCUACCCGAUUAGUAUCCCUCACAGAUAUUUUCAGCAAAAAUGAGGGAAUAGAGGAAGUAGCCACGAAUGAUCUCCAAUAUUUUCUCUUGCCAGCUUUUCUAGGAGGCCUUAGUCUAAAACUGACUUCUGGUGAGCGGAAAGAUAUUGUUGAUUGCGCAGAGAUUUACUACAAAGACUUUCUUGGCCGGUGUAACAAUUACGGUUUAAGUAACUAUCAGUUCGGCGACAAAGAAAACAAUACAAAUGAUUCGCCGAAAAGGGAAAAAAGUGAGUUUGAGCAGCUGGAAAUGGCUGUAAACACUAGAGCAAAUAAAAUACAAAGAUUUAAAGAACAAAAAGAAUUGAAAUCGAGACUGCAGGAUCUGAAGAAGAAUAUGGAAAACGAAUAUGUGGAUGAAGAGAUAAAAAGAAACUAUUUUCUUACUAUGAUCAAAUUAUUUAUUCAUGAAGCCAUCGAUGAACUAAAUAGCAUAGACAUGGAGAAACCGAUUUUGGAACAUAUCGCAAAUAUGAAAAAAGAUGACAAACCACAACCUAAACGACCACCUCCACCACCUUUGAAACCAAUAAUUAUAACAAAAGAUGAAGUUCAGAAAGCCGUCUAUGGAGCAGGAUAUCCUUCGUUGCCAACAAUGACGGUGCAAGAAUUUUAUGACAAGAGAGUUGAGGAAGGCAUCUUUCCGGAUCCGAAUAAAAAGAAAACCGGUCCAUUGAGUCUACAAGAAGCUGCCCUUGCAGGAGUUUCACUUGACGAUGAUAAAGAAGAAGAAGCUAAGGAAAAUCUAGUGGAAGAGGAUGAUGAAGAAUAUAUCGCUCGUAUGCGGGCAAAAGAUGAAUAUAAAGAUGAUCACAGAAGAGGCUGGGGCAACAGAAUGAAUAGGAGUUAGAUUUAGGGUAGUUUGCUUGGUUUGAUGCACUAACACUGACUGUUUUUUCUUUCUCGAUGUAAAUAGAUAUAUAUCUAAGAGGGUUCUUAACGUGCUGUGUAUGAUUUUCUAAAUAAUUCUCACUAUUUCUACAUUUUAAAAAUAAAAAAUUUUAAUUUAUCGUA
Anoplophora glabripennis (Asian longhorned beetle) is the source of this 1277-nucleotide messenger RNA. RefSeq names its product immunoglobulin-binding protein 1 (gene Tap42). Lineage: Eukaryota; Metazoa; Arthropoda; Insecta; Coleoptera; Cerambycidae. Bases 64 to 1113 code for a protein of 349 amino acids. The transcript is spliced from 4 exons. Gene Ontology annotation, biological process: regulation of signal transduction; regulation of dephosphorylation. Gene Ontology annotation, molecular function: protein phosphatase 2A binding. Gene Ontology annotation, cellular component: cytosol. The record is from RefSeq and is a predicted model, not a curated record.